AAACACUUGAAAGGUUAACUUUUUUUUGGAUAUAUGUAUUUUUUUGAACCACCGUUUAUAAGAAUGCCAGAAACUUCUAAAACUCAUCAGUCACCAGGGCAGAUUAUUACAUCCAACAAGAUGAAAUUAAUUUUGUUUUUUUUCGCCGUUGUGGCUGCUAUAUCGGCCAUACCAACGGCCAACGGAGAUCUUCAAUCCGAUCUCGAAUAUAUUGUUUCGAAAAUUCCAUUAGCUGAAAUCAGAGCUCUUGCUCGUAGAUACGCCGCAACUGAUGCUGAAUUCCAAGAAGUAGUCAGAUAUUUGCAGGGACCAGAAUUUUCCAGUUUAGUUGACGCCGUCGCUAAACAUGAGAGGUGGCAAAAAUUCAAAGCACACCUGGCGGAUGCUGGAGUUGAUAUUGACGGAGUCAUGCAAUACAUUUACGACCUUUUAGCUGAUGUUAUCCUUCCCAAAAACGCGAACCAGCGUAACGUAAAGGGUUUCCUUGAUGAAGUUCGUGCAAUUAUUGAUGUUAAUGCUAUUGCCGACGCUAUCGAUGAAAAAAAAUAUAGCAGUGCAGAUUUCGGUAAAUGCUUCUACAAAAUUAGUAUGGCACAUUGGCUAUGGGAAGGUAUCUGGGCAAUGGAUGAAGUUAAACAAAUCAGAGGACGUCUCCUUGAGUUGGGUAUUAAUCUUGAUGCCGUUGGUGGAAUUCAAAAUUAUUAUUGGAUUCUUGAGUGGGAGAUAAUACAAUCCUUCUCUUAGUCUCGAAAGUCUUCGUACAGGCCAGAAUUUCGUAUUUAUAAACAAAAUAAACGUUUAUUUAUAACUGUUAUGAAACAUUUUACGUAUUUUCAAGGAUUAAUAAUGAUUUAAA
Messenger RNA from Onthophagus taurus, 856 nucleotides. RefSeq names its product protein G12-like. The record is from RefSeq and is a predicted model, not a curated record. NCBI's taxonomy places the organism in Eukaryota, Metazoa, Arthropoda, Insecta, Coleoptera, Scarabaeidae.